Molecule: messenger RNA, 2988 nt
Organism: Effrenium voratum
Lineage: Eukaryota; Dinophyceae; Suessiales; Symbiodiniaceae
Source: the annotation of a GenBank genome assembly
AUGUCCACCGCUCUCCACUUGGCCAAGAUCCCCCUUCUCUUGUGCCCCAUGAUGCACUCCUCCGCCGCGAUCAACAUGACGGGGGACGGCUUGGGCGGGCUGUUGCUCUUGGAGCUGGCCGGCCACAACAGGCCAGCGUUGCGCUUUGCCGUGAAGAACAACUUCAUUGGGAGGCGCGAAGUUCUCAUUCCUUCGCACGAGCAUGCGGAGGAGCUCUUCCCCGAGCUAAGCUUUGGGCAGGACGUGCAGGCGUCGGCUGGCCGAAAGCUGCCACUUGCGGCGCUUGCAGCCUCGGACCUCACCGUGGCGCGGGUUUCCGUGGGCUUGGCGCUGGCGCCAGAAGGCGCCAGCGUCGUGGUGGAGGCGCAAGCGCUGCAGAACGUUCUGUCCGCUUUGGGCAACCCCACCAUCCACGUGAAGGAUAAGACCACGGGCGAGGUGCUAUCUACGAUGAGCAUCAGUGGCUGUGUGCCUCCACGCGAAUAUCUGGUCUACGAGGGCGGCUCCUCUGCCAGCCUCCUCAAUGAAGCACGCCAGCUACGCGCGGAGCUCCCGGUGGAGGGCGGAGCCCAGCAGCCGGCUGGGGACUUCACGGUGGAGCUGGAGGCCAGCGCCGGGGACUGCGGCGUCGCCCAGCCCUGGGUGAAGAUGCGCUGGAGGGCCCUGGGCCCCGAGGCCAUUUUCAACGAUGCAACGACGGAUGCAGCUCUCGCGGCGACAACCAGUACCACGCUGCCUCAGACUACCACAGAGGAAGAGGUGGGCGCCGUGUCCUUGGUGGCUUCCAUCAACUUCAAGGUGGAGGGCUUGUCCUUCCGUCAGCUGGUGGCCGAUGAAGCUCUGCUGGAGCAGUUUGAGUCGGUGCUGCGAGGAGCCCUGCAAUCUGCCGCGCAGAGGGCUGGGCACGUUUCUCAGGACUUGGAUGUGCAGCUCUCUGCUGGAUCGGUGGUUGUUCAGGCACGAAUGACGCCAGCAGUGUUUGACGGGGACAGCCGGUCCAGCGUCACCGAGUCUUUGGUUCAAGGCCUUCACUCGCAGGCUGAGUCGCUGCAGCAGGGCCUGAUCAGCCAACUGGCAGGGAUCGAAGAUCUGCGCUCCAUGAGGAGAAUGCUUGCCAUCUACAAGGUGAGUUUGGCGCAUGUGGUGGCGCCGCAGGCAGGAGACUACGACGGCACCAGCGGAGGAGAGCUGGUGCCGUUGUGGGCCUUGAUCGCGGUGGCAGUGUUCUCCGUGUGUGUCAUGAUCGUGGCCUUCAUCGCCAUGACGGUGCAACGCCGCUGGCGCCACAAGGAACGGCAGCGCCAGGGCCGCUGGGCGGGCAGCGGGGACCCCAUUACCAUGACGCGCAGGGUGCGCGCCAUCACCCGGCGCGCCACCGCCUUCCGAAACCUCGGCUGGAAGAGCGCAGGCGCCCCCAAGUCGGGGCCGGGCAGCAUGGCCGUGAUCCCCACCGGCACCGCAGACACCCGGGAGCGUGAGGAAGAGAAGUCUGAGAUAAAGUCGGAGAUGAAGUACGUAUCUGAGGGCAAAUCUGACUGGAAGUCCGAGAAGACGGACACUUGCAGGUCCCAGUCCAAGGACUCGCCACAGAAGACGAAGAGCUCCGAGAUGAAGCAGGCCGCCGAUGUAGCUUUGCACCGAGACAAGGCUGUGGGGGCAACCGGCGCCAUGGAGCUGGAGGUCCGCCUGGCCAGCGGCAGAGGCUGCCGCGUGCCGCUGCCCGCGGCGGCGAGGCUGCGGGACCUGAAGGCGGCGGCGCAGCGGCGCCUGGGGCGGCGGUUCCUGCGCUUUGCCGCGCGAGGCCACCCGCUGGACGACCCGGAGCUCCUGUUGAGCGCUUUGGACCUCGGACCUGGACACGCGGUGGAGGCCAUCGCUUUGUCCGCUGACCUGGCGGCGGCAGAGAACUGCUUCGCGCUCUUCGUCCGAGGCGGCGCCGUGGCCUGCUGGGGCUGCCAGACCGUGUCUGGCGAGCUGGAGGCCCUGAAGAAGCGGCAGCUGCGCGUGCAGCGCGUGGUGGCCACGGAUUUUGCCUUCGCGGCCCUUUUGGAGGAUCAGACCGUGGUGACUUGGGGCAUGCCCGAAUGUGGUGGAAGCAUCGACCACGUUCGAGAGCGCUUAACGCAAGUCCGGCAGAUCUGGGCAACCAGCGGCGCCUUUGCAGCUUUGAAAGAGGAUGGCACCGUGGUGACUUGGGGCGCUGGUCAUUUUGGCGGAGAAAGUGAUGGGAUUCAGCUGACACAGGUGCACAGGAUCCAAGUUUCUGGCGGUGCAUUUGCUGCAGUGAAGGAAGAUGGCGCUGUGGUGACCUGGGGCCAUCCAAACUUUGGCGCGGACAGCAGCCCAGCUCGUGAGCAGCUUGUGAAUGUCCAGGAUGUGCAAGCAAGCACGUUUGCAUUUGCUGCCAUUUUGCAAGAUGGAACGGUUGUUACUUGGGGGAACUUGUAUGAUGGUGGAGAUAGCAGCGGGGUGCAAGAUAAACUAGUGCAGGUCAAGCAGAUCAAAGGAAGUAAGAGCGCUUUUGCUGCCAUCUUGGAAGAUGGAUCCGUUGUGACGUGGGGACAUACACAAUGCGGAGGGGACAGCAGCCCUGUGCAAGAGCAACUGAGACACGUCCAGCAAAUCCAAGCAACAGAACGUGCUUUUGCAGCCAUUUUGGGCAAUGGUUCUGUUGUCACUUGGGGCGAUCUGAGUUAUGGCGGCGACAGCAGCCAGGUGCAAGAUCGACUGUCCUUUGUCCAGCAGAUCCAAGCGAGCCACGGUGCCUUUGCAGCGAUUCUGGCAGAUUGCUCCGUUGUGACCUGGGGCCAUCCGGACUACGGCGGUGACAGCAAACACGUGCAAGAGCAGCUUGUUCGGGUUCAGUGCAUCCAAGCGACUCACAAGGCAUUUGCGGCCAUAUUGGAGGAUGGCUUUGUGGUAACCUGGGGCCAAGCCGACUAUGGAGGAGACAGCAGUCAGGUGCAGCACGAGCUGGACUGUUUGUAA